AUGACCAAAGAGACCACACCACCCCCAUCAACAACCACAACAGCAACUCGCGAACCUCCCUCCCUCCCCGCCUCCCCCAUCGCCAAACGCCCCAAGUCCUCCAACACAAUUACAGAAACGAUGGCCUCUACCAGCACCGCCGCCCCUGUCGCCACUGCUCCCACGGCAUCAACGCCUACUCCCGCCCUUCAAGUCAAGAAGCUCACACCCGCCGCCCGCGCACCAACACGCGGCUCGGCGUUCGCGGCGGGCUACGACCUCUACGCUGCCAAGGAGAUUGUUAUCCCCGCGAAGGGGAAGGGCCUUGUUGAUACUGGGCUGGCGGUUGCGGUGCCUGAGGGUACCUACGGCCGUGUCGCACCCCGAAGUGGUCUCGCCUCGAAGCACUUUAUUGAUGUCGGUGCUGGUGUCAUCGAUGCCGAUUACAGGGGUGAGGUGAAGGUGCUGCUGUUCAACUUCUCCGAUGUCGACUUUACGAUCAAGGAGGGAGACCGCGUUGCGCAGCUGGUUUUGGAGAGGAUUUUCACUCCCGAAGUUGCGGUUGUUGAGGAAUUGGCAGAGAGUGUGCGAGGAGCUGGCGGUUUUGGAAGCACCGGUACCAACUAA
This is a messenger RNA of Aspergillus mulundensis, 606 nucleotides long. RefSeq lists its product as uncharacterized. The record is from RefSeq and is a predicted model, not a curated record. Gene Ontology annotation, biological process: dUMP biosynthetic process; dUTP catabolic process. The transcript has 3 exons. Gene Ontology annotation, molecular function: magnesium ion binding; dUTP diphosphatase activity. Bases 1 to 606 code for a protein of 201 amino acids. NCBI's taxonomy places the organism in Eukaryota, Fungi, Ascomycota, Eurotiomycetes, Eurotiales, Aspergillaceae.